Molecule: messenger RNA, 1454 nt
Organism: Homalodisca vitripennis (glassy-winged sharpshooter)
Lineage: Eukaryota; Metazoa; Arthropoda; Insecta; Hemiptera; Cicadellidae
Product: alpha-tocopherol transfer protein-like
Exons: 7
Coding region: 572-1414 (280 amino acids)
Cellular component (GO): membrane
Molecular function (GO): phosphatidylinositol bisphosphate binding
Source: RefSeq, a predicted model, not a curated record
GAUUGUGUUAGACAUGAUGAUAUUAUUCUAAAUUACAAUAUUAUAAUAUCAGAAUUGCACCUUUAAAUUUUGUAAUGUCAUCUAAGAAACAAGAUCAGAGAGCGUACAUUAAUGAUGAGAGGGAUUAUUCAAUUUAACUACAGUGCUUACCUUGUAUAUAUAAAACAAUUGCUUAAACAAACUAAAAUAUGAUAAUCAAUUGACAAAAUAUUUGUAUACUGUAAUAUAUGUUAAUUAAAUGCCUCUUGAGUUCAAAUCCGUAACCUAUGAUUCAUACUUAUUAUAUACUGGUUUAUAUUAUAAAAAUGCUGGUAUUUAUUUUUGUAAUCAGAGUGUGUCAUCAUAAACCUUUCAUUUGAAUAAUAUUUAUUUAUACUAGAGAAAGAUAACACUGUUUUGUAAUCUAACAAUAAAAUGCAGAUAUUUCUUCCUUUGUUCAAAUGUGUGGCUAACAAGUGCUACUAAUAUUCUCCUGAAGUGGCACACCAGUUUAGGUCUUCUUGCAAGAGGUUCAUUGAAUCCUUUACAAAAUACUCACGUUUUGCAGACAAGCUGUGCUUCACAUCCAAGAAUGUUCAAGGUCACGCUAGAAGAUGAGUUCAAGAAGAAUCCAGAACUCAAGGCAGAAGACAUACAAGAUGUCCAGAUAUGGAUCAAAAGUCAACCCCACCUACCUCCUGUACCGGAUCUAACGAUCGUGCUGUUUCUGCAAGCCUGUCGGUGGGACCUGGACACCACAAAGAACACCAUAGACCUCUACUACACCUGUCGGACUAAGUACACCGACUUCUUCUCCGACCGGGACCCCCUGUCUGAGGAGAUCCAGGACAUUGCUAAAGCUGUUCAAGUAGCAUUCCUACCCCUAAGUGAUCCGGAAGGGAACCGGAUCUUGUGGACCCGCAUAGUUGAUCCAGACCCUACAAACUACAAUUUCAUUGCAUUAAUCAAGUAUAUGACGAUGACAAUGGAGGUCUUCCAGUUAGAAAAUGGCACUGUUCCUGGCUUGGUCGUGGUUUGUGAUACCGACAAUUUCACAACUUCUCAUUUCCCGAGAAUUCCCUUCAAACACGCCAAGAACAACAUGCACUACUCCCAGAACGCAUCUUCAAUUCUUUUAAAGAUGAUUCACUACAUCAACGCGAAUUCGUUCAUCCACAAAGUUUUCAAGAUCUUUAAACCUUUGUUUCGGUCAGCGGUUUUCGACAUGACACAGUUGCAUUCAAAUUUGGAGCCACUCUUCCAAGUAAUACCAAAGGAAAUAGUGCCUCAGGAAUACGGAGGGAAAGCCAUGUCACUGGCGGAGAUGAAUGAGUUGAACUUAAAGAAACUAGAAGAAUAUCGGCAGUACUUCAAGGACCAACAAGUAAUUGUUGUGGAUGAAAAGAAACGAAUCAGGAAAAAUGCCAAGUCAUAAAGUCAAUCAUUAGGAUAAGAAAAUAUGACAGCUUCUUAGU